Macadamia integrifolia is the source of this 2266-nucleotide messenger RNA. Its product is annotated as MLO-like protein 6. The transcript is spliced from 15 exons. Bases 342 to 2144 code for a protein of 600 amino acids. Lineage: Eukaryota; Viridiplantae; Streptophyta; Magnoliopsida; Proteales; Proteaceae. Gene Ontology annotation, biological process: defense response. Gene Ontology annotation, cellular component: membrane. The record is from RefSeq and is a predicted model, not a curated record.
GAAGGAAUCAUGACUUCUCUAAUGAAGGAAUUCACCAACUACACGGGACAUGAAGUCAAAGAACAUCUCUUUUCAUCAAGAACUAUUAUUAUUUGCAGCUUUUUGAUUCAGUUUUCCUUUUACCCAGUCAACAAUUCCAUUUGUGUUACUCUUUCCCACACGGAAUUAAAACCCAAUGAGUCUGUCUUUACUAUCCCUUCCCCUCCUUCCCUUUGAAAACGUAUUUAAACAGACAUAAACAUUCUAAACUCCCAAGCUUUCUUCAACUCUCUCUACAUCUCCUUAUUCAAUACUACCCAGUUCAUCUCUUUCCAUCUGAGUAUUAAAUCGAGGUAGUGGAUAUGGCCGGAGACACUACCACUACGGUCAGUCGGUCUCUGGAGAAUACUCCGACAUGGGCCGUAGCCGCGGUCUGUUUCGUGUUGGUUCUUGUCUCUCUUAUCAUCGAGGAAAUCAUUCAUUUAAUCGGAAAGUGGUUGAUGCGUAAACAAAAACGAGGUCUCUAUGAAGCAUUGGAAAAGAUCAAAUCAGAGCUGAUGCUGCUAGGGUUUAUAUCUUUGCUGCUAACGGUUCUCCAAACAUCAAUUUCGAAGAUUUGCGUCUCAGAGAAAGCUGGAAAUUCUUGGAGUCCAUGUAGUACUACAGUCGAAGUGAGUACAACGACCAAAUUAGGGGUUGUUUCAGGGGAUCAUAGCCGGAGACUUCUCUCGUUUCUUGACUCCGAUGAAGGUUUCCGGCGGAUUUUAGCUGCAACAACUGGGGAGUCAUGCGCAACAGGAAAAGUUGCUUUGAUUUCUUAUGAAGCAAUUCACCAACUUCAUGUCUUCAUCUUUGUGUUAGCUGUUUUCCAUGUCAUCCAUUGUAUUACUACAAUGGCUUUGGGUAGAAUGAAGAUGAAAAGCUGGAAGAAGUGGGAAAAGGAAACACAGACAGCUGAAUAUCAGUUCUCACAUGAUCCAGAUAGGUUCAGGUUUGCAAGGGAUACAUCAUUUGGUAGAAGGCACUUAAACUUUUGGAGUGAGAAGCCUAUUCUCCUCUGGAUUUUUUGCUUCUUCAGACAAUUCUUUAGAUCAGUUACAAAAGUGGAUUACCUGACCCUACGCCAUGGCUUUAUCAUGGCCCAUUUGGCACCUCAAAGCCAAAACAAUUUCAAUUUUCAGAAAUACAUCAACCGAUCACUUGAAGAAGAUUUCAAGGUUGUCGUUGGUAUCAGUCCAAUAAUCUGGUUCUUCGCGGUGGUAUUCCUAUUAUUCAAUACCCAUGGCUGGUAUUCUUACCUAUGGCUGCCAUUUAUCCCGUUGGUUAUCCUUCUAUUGGUGGGGACAAAGUUACAAGUGAUCAUAACGAAAAUGGGGUUGAAGAUUCAAGAUAGAGCAGAGGUCGUGAAGGGCACCCCCGUGGUUGAACCCGGUGAUGACCUCUUCUGGUUCAACCGCCCUCGCCUUGUUCUCUAUCUCAUCCACUUCGUUCUCUUUCAGAAUGCAUUUCAGCUAGCCUUCUUAACAUAUACUUGGAUACAAUUUGAGGGGAAGAAGUCUUGCUUCCACAAAUACAAUGAAGCCAUUAUCAUCCGAAUUGCAACUGGGGUUGUCAUUCAGUUCCUCUGUAGUUACGUCACUCUCCCUCUAUAUGCGUUGGUUACACAGAUGGGUACGAGCAUGAAGCCCACAAUCUUCAACGAUAGAGUGGCGACGGCUCUAAAACAAUGGCACCACACGGCGAAGAAGCAAAUAAAGCAUAACAAAGGAAGUGUCACAGGCACAACACCAGAGUCAAGUAGGCCAGCAUCACCGUCGCAUGGCACGUCUCCCGUUCAUCUCAUGCAGAAUUACCGAGGCAUGCGCUCUGACGAAUACCCAACCUCUCCCAGAUUCAAGAAUGCCGACGCUACUCCUGAAAUCUGGAACGUCAAAGACUCACCUCCCGCAGAUAACGAAAUCAAUGAUGACUCUUCUUCCUCUCACCUUCCUCUGCAGCAGCAGAAGCUUGUGCACCGUGGUAGUGUAGUUGGGGCAGAGGUUUAUGAGAGAGAUGAUCAGAGUGGUGAGCCUCAGAGAUCACCAGCUCGCUCUAUCCGCACUGGCCAGCAUGAAAUCGAUAUGGGUUCACUAGAAUUCUCCUUUGCCAAGAGAUCUAGAACGUAAAAAUAUUACUUUACCUCCUUUUCUCUUCUGUUGUAUCAUAUAGAAAAUGGAUUCAUUGUAUAUUUUUUAUUUUUUUGGGUACUCUUGUACCAUAGAAUUUAAUUCGAUGAAGUUUGUUCAUA